Loa loa (African eye worm) is the source of this 471-nucleotide messenger RNA. RefSeq lists its product as hypothetical. The record is from RefSeq and is a predicted model, not a curated record. The transcript is spliced from 3 exons. The coding region runs from base 1 to 471 and encodes 156 amino acids. NCBI's taxonomy places the organism in Eukaryota, Metazoa, Nematoda, Chromadorea, Rhabditida, Onchocercidae.
AUGGCAAACUCGUUCCAUACUCGUUUCAUUGUCAGUAAAUAUGCAGUUUUAUCAAAUGACAUGACAAGCCAGUAUGGGAUGGGUAUAGAUUAUCCUAUAAGACAGCAAGAGACAGUGGGCUCAAUGUGGAUGGAUGAAAGCGGUGAUGUUGUAGAUUAUAAAAAUAGCUGCUUGACUAAUCAAAUUUUGUUCCUCAAUUUUUUUCCAGUUUCUUUGGAAGAUUUUAGCUGCUCUAUGAAUGUACCAGCUAAUGGGACCAGUAAGAUAAUGCUUCUUUUCUGGUAUCGUGAGAUUCAGGUGGCAGCCAAACUACGAACAGUGCUUUUUGCCGAAAACCAUUACUUUCUACGUAGGCCAAUGCUACCAAUACAAAGUAUAAGGAUAAUAUCUAGACUGGUCUCGACAGUAACCAGCUGUUUUGGUCUACUUAAGCUUCUUGAAAAGAUAUGUGUAAUGCAGCUUUUCGUGUAA